GAUGAUGAAUGACGAUGAUGAUGAUUUAAAAAUAAUCUUAUAGGUUGUCAUCGUAUCGUGUACUGUUGUGGUUCCAUGGCAUGAGAGCCGUAUAUCAAAUCAUCUCAUUCAUUUAUUCAAUUCUUACCCUAUGUUCAAUUCACACCACACACUCAUAUACAAACUAUUUCGUGUCCUCUCCUUGAAGGGACCAGAAACAUCCAUUUAGCCCCUUCAGCCUCGCAUGGACUCCAACGAUGAUCUACCUUUCAGCCUUGUCUCUGAUUAUAGCAGCAACAUUGAUUAUUAUCACCACUGCCUUUCUUCGACUUCUCUAUCUGUUUUCUCCAAAUGCUCGGCGACCCCCAGUCAAAAGUAAAGAUGAGCCUUCUCAUAUGGUGGUAGUUCUUGGGUCUGGUGGUCAUACUGCAGAGAUGGUAUCUCUUCUUCGCGAUACAGAUGCGGCACGAUACAAACACCGGACAUAUAUAAUAUCUGCGGGAGAUAACUUUUCUUCUACCAAGGCUCAGGACUGCGAGGAGCGUAUACAAUCGAAGCUUCGACCUUCUUCACCGUGUACCAAAUCUGGCGAGUUUGAUGCUACCACGGGGAUCUGGGACCUCAUAGUUGUUCCAAGAGCGAGGGAGAUACAUCAACCACUUUACACUGCGCCCAUAUCAUCCUUCUGGUGUAUGCUGGGAUGUCUCAAGGCACUACACAAAAUCUCGAUGACCAGUACAAUACACCAGCAAUAUCCAGAUAUCAUCAUUACAAACGGUCCUGCUACUGCUGUUCUUGUGGUCAUGGCAAGCUUCCUGUUGAAAUUUCUUGGGGUAGCUCCAUUAUGGAAGAUGCAAACGAUUUACGUGGAAAGCUGGGCAAGGGUGAAGACAUUGAGUUUAAGUGGUAAAGUUUUGUUGUGGCUAGGUAUUUAUGAUCGAUUCCUCGUUCAAUGGGAAGGCCUUGCUAAACAGAUAAACGGGGACAAUGCUCAGAAAAGGGUCGAAUGGAGGGGCUUUUUGGUACACUAGCAGAACGCCAAAAUACCAUCAGUAAAAUGCUAUUCCUCCAAAUUGAGGAAUCUCAAUUCUGAGUGGUACCACUGGCCUAGACAAUCACUACACAAAGCAAUAUCAGUGACCUACUAGUCCUACCACAUCUAUCAAUGAUAUUUAAUAAAUCCUUGAAACGGCA
Molecule: messenger RNA, 1173 nt
Organism: Botrytis cinerea B05.10
Lineage: Eukaryota; Fungi; Ascomycota; Leotiomycetes; Helotiales; Sclerotiniaceae
Gene: Bcalg14
Product: Bcalg14
Exons: 2
Coding region: 237-1010 (257 amino acids)
Biological process (GO): dolichol-linked oligosaccharide biosynthetic process
Cellular component (GO): UDP-N-acetylglucosamine transferase complex
Source: RefSeq, a predicted model, not a curated record